CGUUCUCGGAGAGCCGACAAACGUCUGAGGCUUCUCUUCUGUCUGAGAGCAGGUAGGACCAAACCCAACCAUGUCUGGAGUCAAAGGAGGAAGCGGCCAACAGAAGGACCAGAAGAAGGAGGUUCCUCACCCGGGUCCUGCUCAGAAGAAGGAGGAAAAACCAGAACCCGCCAAGGUUGUGAAGGAGGAUAAGAAGCCGCCAUGUGCUAAACCAGAACCAGCCGCACCGGCUCCAUCCCAACCAGCCGCGCAAGCUCAGUCCCAACCAGCCGCACCGGCUCCGUCCCAACCAGCCGCACCGGCUCCGUCCCAACCAGCCGCACCGGCUCCAUCGCAACCGGCCCUCCCCAAAGGCAAGCAAGGAUGCAAGAAAUAAGGACCUUAAAUCCAGAGUAGUCUUCGCAUGGACUCGAAAUGCAGUCGUGUAUUAUUUUGGCUGCUUGCAUUCUAAAUCAAAAAACAGCUGAUCACCAAUAAAAUGUAUUGAUUAUG
Molecule: messenger RNA, 492 nt
Organism: Spea bombifrons (plains spadefoot toad)
Lineage: Eukaryota; Metazoa; Chordata; Amphibia; Anura; Pelobatidae
Exons: 3
Coding region: 71-376 (101 amino acids)
Source: RefSeq, a predicted model, not a curated record